This is a messenger RNA of Peromyscus leucopus (white-footed mouse), 5209 nucleotides long. RefSeq names its product follistatin like 5 (gene Fstl5). Bases 847 to 3390 code for a protein of 847 amino acids. Gene Ontology annotation, biological process: regulation of BMP signaling pathway; multicellular organism development; cell differentiation. Lineage: Eukaryota; Metazoa; Chordata; Mammalia; Rodentia; Cricetidae. The transcript has 16 exons. Gene Ontology annotation, molecular function: calcium ion binding; protein binding. The record is from RefSeq and is a predicted model, not a curated record.
UGCAUGGGGCAUGGCUGGAUGGUUUCCUGGUGCUCAGUUCUUUCCCUCACAGUCCCUGAUUAGGCAGCCUCCUUUCCCUAGCACUAGCAUGCUGUGCGGUCACAGAGUCCCGGGAGCCGAGGUCCCAGCGAAGGCGGAGGCACAGACGCCGCCACAGCUUCUAGUUUUUCGGCUGGGCUCGCCGAACGGAGAGUCAAGUGCAACCAUGCCAAUCCCACCGCUGAUUUUAAGCCUGGAUCUGGUCUUCUGGAGAGCGGCGGCUGAACCCAUCAGAAGCCCAGUCAAGGGGCCGCCCCUCACCUCCUGGAGAGUUGAUAUGCAAAACAGUUACGUCAGAUGUGGGGGCGGGGCACACCGGGGUUGACAAGCAGCCCGGCUCUUGCCGAGGGAGGAGGCGCGAGAAUCAGCCUGGUUCAGUGACUGAGACAAACUGGACGUGAGCGGAGCUGGUGCUGUCCACAGUGUGUCGGUGCUGAACCCGGGGUGUGAGCGGAUCGCCAGCUUGGGCACCUGGAGGCAACGCCCACUGGAACCCUCUGUGCCUGGUGGGACCCGCUUCACCAGCAGGACCCAAUUUAACUUGACAAAGGAGUGCGACUCGGACGUGGGAGAGACUCCUCUGUUUGCAACCCGGGCGCCCACUCAGGCGUGACUUCAGAGAUUUCUGUAGUUUUUGCUCAAAGUAUUUCGAUUUUUUUUCCCCCAAACUAAGACGAUCUUUUCAUCCAUUAUUUUCUUCUUCUUCUUUUUUUAUUUUUAAAACUGUGACUCAUAUUUCCACACCGCUUAGGAAUCUUCUUGGGGGACUUUUUUUAUUAUUUAAAAUAAGGUGAAAAAUCAAUAAGGAUGUUUAAGUCCUGGACAGCUGUUUUGAUUCUUGGAUGCAUCUUUCUGGAGUCCGAAGGGAGGCCAACAAAAGAAUCAGGAUAUGGCAUUAAAUCUUAUCAACCUCUUAUGAGAUUACGACAUAAGCAGGAAAAAAGUCAAGAAAGCUCAAGAAUCAAAGAAUUUCUAAUUCAGGAUGGCCCUUUUGGAUCUUGUGAAAAUAAGUACUGUGGCUUGGGGAGGCACUGUGUCAUCAGCAGAGAGACAAGGCAUGCAGAGUGUGCCUGCAUGGACGUUUGCAAACAGCACUACAAACCCGUGUGUGGAUCUGAUGGGGAAUUCUAUGAAAACCACUGUGAAGUGCACAGAGCUGCCUGCCUGAAAAAGCAAAAGAUCACCAUCGUUCACAAUGACGACUGCUUCUUUAAAGGAGACAACUGCUUGGCCACUGAGUACAGCAAGAUGAAAAGUAUGCUUUUAGAUUUACAAAAUCAAAAGUACAUUACACAAGAAAAUGAAAAUUCUAACGAUGAUGACAUAUCUAGGAAGAAGCCGUUGGUGGAUCAAAUGUUCAAGCAUUUUGAUGCAGACAGUAAUGGACUUAUAGAUAUUAAUGAACUAACUCAGGUGAUUAAACAGGAAGAACUGAACAAGGACCUUUCUGGCUGUACUUUGUAUGAUCUGCUCAAGUAUGAUGACUUCAAUGCUGACAAGCACUUGGCUCUUGAAGAAUUCUAUAGAGCAUUUCAAGUUAUUCAGCUGAGUCUACCUGAAGAUCAGAGAGUAAGCAUUACUGCAGCCACCGUGGGACAAAGUGCUGUUCUGAGUUGUGCCAUUGUGGGAGCCCUGAGACCCCCUAUCAUAUGGAAGAGGAACAAUAUUGUUCUAAAUAACUUAGAUUUGGAAGACAUCAAUGACUUUGGAGAUGAUGGGUCCUUGUAUAUCACCAAAGUUACCACAGUCCACAUGGGCAAUUAUACCUGCUAUGCAGAUGGCUAUGAACAUGUACAUCAGACGCACAUCUUUCAAGUGAAUGUUCCUCCUGUCAUCCGGGUGUAUCCAGAGAGCCAGGCCAGAGAACCAGGGGUAACUGCAAGCCUUAGGUGCCAUGCAGAGGGCAUACCAGACCCUCAGCUUGCCUGGCUGAAGAAUGGAAUUGACAUUACACCAAAGCUCUCCAAACAGCUCACACUUCAAGCAAAUGGCAGUGAGGUCCACAUAAGCAAUGUGCGCUAUGAAGAUACUGGAGCAUACACGUGCAUUGCUAGGAAUGAAGCAGGCGUGGAUGAAGACAUCUCUUCCCUUUUUGUGGAAGAUUCUGCCAGGAAGACCCUAGCUAACAUAUUAUGGAGAGAAGAAGGUCUUGGAAUUGGGAACAUGUUCUACGUUUUUUAUGAAGAUGGAAUCAAAGUGAUACAACCCACAGAAUGUGAAUUCCAGAGGCACAUUAAACCCAGUGAAAAGCUCCUUGGAUUUCAGGAUGAAGUCUGUCCCAAAGAUGAAGAGGAUGAAGUGCAGAGAUGUGUGUGGGCUUCUGCUGUUAAUGUAAAAGACAAGUUCAUUUAUGUUGCUCAGCCAACUUUGGAUAGAAUCUUAAUUGUUGAUGUGCAGUCUCAAAAAGUUGUUCAGGCAGUGAGCACAGACCCUGUACCAGUUAAAUUACACUAUGACAAGUCACAUGACCAGGUGUGGGUGCUGAGCUGGGGCAGCAUGGACAAGACAUCACCAACUCUACAGGUGAUAACCCUGGCCAGUGGGAAUGUGCCACACCACACCAUCCACACACAGCCAGUGGGGAAACAGUUUGACCGAGUGGAUGAUUUUUUCAUUCCCACCACAACACUUAUUAUCACCCAUAUGAGGUUUGGAUUUAUUCUUCAUAAAGAUGAAGCAGCACUGCAUAAGAUUGAUCUUGAAACCAUGUCCUACAUCAAAACAAUUAACCUGAAAGACUCAAAGUGCAUUCCUCUAUCCUUGGCAUACACUCAUCUGGGAGGAUACUACUUUGUUAGCUGCAAGCCUGACAUCACUGGAGCCCUUCCACCACAGCUUGUGGUGGACAGUGUGACUGACUCAGUCAUUGGCUUCAAUAGUGAUGUGACUGGCACCCCUUACACCUCUCCAGAUGGACACUAUCUUGUCAGCGUUAACGAUGUGAAAGGCCUUGUGAGAGUCCAGUAUAUCACCAUCAGAGGAGAAAUCCUGGAUGCAUUUGACAUCCAUACCAACCUGCAUAUAUCUGACCUGGCCUUCCAGCCAUCCUUCACAGAAGCCCACCAGUACAACAUCUACGGCAGUUCAAGCCAACAAACGGAUGUGCUCUUUGUGGAGCUCUCCUCUGGGAAAGUCAAGAUGAUCAAAAGCCUCAAAGACCCUCUCAAGACAGAAGACUGGCCCUGGAGUCAGAAGAACAGGCACAUCCAAGGCAGUGGCCUGUUUGGACAGUACCUGAUGACACCUUCCAAGGAUUCUCUCUUCAUUCUGGAUGGUCGCCUUAAUAAGUUAAACUGUGAGAUCACAGAAGUUCAGAAAGGAAAUACUGUCGUUUGGGUUGGAGAUGCCUAAGGAGCCCUGUUACCUAAUUAUGGAGAAAUAAUUUUACAGUACAUUGCACUUGGUCCUUAUGUAAAUUACAGCUUAUCUUUUCCAAGUUUAUAUUCUAGUCAGAACCCCCUUUGUUUGUCCAAAUAAGCUAGAUUUUUUUUACAAUAAUAUUGGCAGAUUAGAAAUAUUUCACACAAUACUUAAUUAGCAAUUACAACACUCACAAAAAUCAAACAUGUAACUAUAUUUUGAACCAAUAAAAUGAGAUUUUAAAAUUCUUUUAAAAAUGUAAACUGCAGGGAAUUUCAGAUGACCUAAGCAUCAUGUCAUUUUUUAAGGCAUUUUAUUUUUUCUCUGUCCUUUUGCUAUGCUUAAAUCUGAAAUAUAAGGUCUUGUGGAAACCUUAAAAUUCUUAAUUCAAAAUACUCUGUCCCGUCCACUGUUUAUAAUCUUUUGUGCCUUGAAGGAAAUGUCAUAGGAGAAAAAGGAAGGCUAAACUCUGCAUAUUGGACAACCUCAUAGCUAUGAAUCUACUGUUAUUAAGAGAUGUUUAUAUCUUGCGCCAAAUCCUGCCUUCAGGCAUUUGUUUGACCUUCAAUGAAAUGUCAUGUGAAGGCAUAAUUUGGCCUCAGGCCAUAUACAGAUGAGAAACUAUCCAGCAUUCACUGUACAAUGUGCAUUUUGCUAUAGAAAAUGGACAGGAAGGGAGAAAAAUAUGUAUGUCAAAACCUUUUGCAAUGUAUUGUGCAUAGAUUUUACUUUCAUUCACUAGAGUGCAUUAGGUUAUCGGUGCAAGUUUAUCUGGGAAUUCAACUGCUUACAGAAGAUUACAUUUUUUAGGACUGAACUUUUUAUGUAGCCUACUGUUGCAUAAGUCAGGAACUUCCUCAGUUCUAGGAAAGGAGCAUUACUGCAUCUGCACAAAACCCACUGGUGAUAAAGAGACAGACAGUGAGACAGAACCGAAACCACUCUUUGCAGUGCGGUUGCCUCCAGCCUUCCCUUGGUCGGUCCAAAUAAGAUGGAUGCUUUUUAACAGAAAGAGGAUAAGAUGAGGUCACAGUGGAGAGUGGAGCUAAACUCCUCCAUUGCUUUUGCUAUUCAGAUAUAUCUAGCAAAGAAGCCCAUCCUUCAUCAUUUUUCCAAAAUGACUUCUACUCCUUCACAACCUAAAGUACCUUCUCUCUAAAUGUGUGCUCUAGCUGUGACCCAACUGAGUCUCUUGAGACAUUGUAGAGAAGUAAAACUGACUGCCUUUUUCCUCUUUAAUAAAGGAGACAAUAGAAGACCAGUAGAAAUAGACUAAUACCAGUAAGUUGGGUUAUUGGAAUAGGAGAAAACUACCCUGGUUUAAGGAAAUAGUAAUGGUUUGAGAAACUUUUCUACUUAUUUUUCUUCUUAUUGUUGUUAAAACUCCUAAUGAGCUAUUGAAAUAAUGUCCAUUUGCUGAAGGUAAUCCAAUAAAAUCUCUUUUUAAAUACAAAUUUUACUCAAGCUUAAAUUGUGUAAAACUGCAUAGAAUCCUGGAAUUUUAUAGUGUGCACUCUCUUGUGUGUAUAUAGCACCCUGGGCUGUGUGAUAAUAGAUUUCUUCUUAGCUUAAGGGAACAUUAAGGGAGAUAGAUUUAAUAAACAACAAAAAUCAGCUUAUGUUUUUACUGAUUGAGUCUGUUUUACUCUUUCUAACUUCCUCCCCUGUGAACAUGAAUCAUGCAAUGUCUUUGUGUUAAUGAUUUGGUGUAAGUCUGUCCUGUACAUGUACAUCCUUCUUUAGAAGCUUAUACCAUGUGGAUGCUGUCUGUAGUCAUUGCUUGAUAAAAGAAUAAACCUCUUAUGUUUUA